GGCAGUAGGUGGGCGGGGUUAUUUCGGGCAUCCAGGUGGGCGACCCUCGUGGGCGUCCGGAAGGCCCGCGGCGUUAGGGAGCUUGGGAGCUGGGUCUCUGGUUACGGUGUCGGGCAAAGGUUAAAGGGCAGCCUCCAGGUGGGAGAGCGCCGACUGCGCAAUGGCCGCGUCUGGGGAGCCCGGGAGGCAGUGGCAGGAGGAGGUGGCGGCGGCGGCGGUGGUGGUGGUGGUGGGCUCCUGCAUGACCGACCUGGUCAGCCUUACUUCUCGUCUGCCAAAAACUGGUGAAACCAUCCAUGGUCAUAAGUUUUUUAUUGGCUUUGGAGGGAAAGGUGCCAACCAGUGUGUCCAAGCAGCUAGGCUUGGAGCAAAGACAUCUAUGGUGUGCAAGGUUGGCAAAGAUUCCUUUGGCAAUGAUUAUAUAGAAAACUUGAAACAGAAUGAUAUUUCUACAGAAUUUACAUAUCAGACUAAAGAUGCUGCGACAGGAACUGCUUCUAUAAUUGUCAGUAAUGAAGGCCAGAAUAUCAUCGUUAUAGUGGCUGGAGCAAAUUUACUUUUAAAUACUGAAGACCUGAGGGAAGCAGCCAGUGCCAUUAGCAGAGCCAAAGUAAUGAUCUGCCAGCUAGAAGUAACUCCAGCAGCUUCUUUGGAAGCCCUGAGAAUAGCCCACAGCAGUGGAGUAAAAACACUGUUCAACCCAGCGCCUGCCAUUGCUGACCUAGACCCCCAGUUCUACACUCUCUCAGAUGUGUUCUGCUGCAAUGAAAGUGAGGCUGAGAUUCUGACCAGCCUUGAGGUCAGUAGCCCCUCGGAUGCUGGGAAGGCUGCGUUGGUGCUCAUGGAAAGGGGCUGCCAGGUUGUAAUCAUCACCUUAGGUGCUGAAGGAUGUGUGAUGAUGUCACAGAAAGAACCUGUCCCAAAGCACAUUCCCACAGAGAACGUCAAGGCUGUGGAUACUACGGGCGCUGGUGACAGUUUUGUGGGAGCGCUGGCCUUCUACCUGGCUUACUACCCUAAUCUGUCCUUGGAAGAAAUGCUCAAGAGAUCCAAUUUCAUCGCAGCAGUCAGUGUCCAGGCUAUAGGAACACAGUCAUCUUAUCCAUACAAAAAAGACCUGCCCCUUGAUCUGUUUUGAUUGCUAUUAAGUCCAAAAUAAAUAUGCCUGGAAAUAAAGUAUACUUGGGGAUGGCCACUCUUAACUAGCAACUUACUAUGUCACCUUCUCCUUUCUUUGCAAAUACUAUAUUCAUUUA
Messenger RNA from Aethalodelphis obliquidens (Pacific white-sided dolphin), 1256 nucleotides. It is a transcript of the gene RBKS, whose product is annotated as ribokinase. The coding region runs from base 161 to 1138 and encodes 325 amino acids. The transcript has 8 exons. The record is from RefSeq and is a predicted model, not a curated record. Gene Ontology annotation, molecular function: ribokinase activity. NCBI's taxonomy places the organism in Eukaryota, Metazoa, Chordata, Mammalia, Artiodactyla, Delphinidae. Gene Ontology annotation, biological process: D-ribose metabolic process. Gene Ontology annotation, cellular component: cytosol.